AUGCAUAUUCCAUAUCACUAUCUAUCUAUCUAUCUAUCUAUCUAUCUAUCUAUCUAUCUAUCUAUCUAUCUAUCAUGCUUUUUGUUGCGAGAAAGUUACCAUUUUACAUUUUGGCUUCUGUAUGUGUUCUACCUUUAUUCAUAUCUAUCUAUCUAUCUAUCUAUCUAUCUAUCUAUCUAUCUAUCUAUCUAUCUAUUAUUGUUUUCAAACAUCUAUCUAUCUAUCUAUAUAUCUAUCUAUCUAUCUACCUAUUUCUUAUUGUUUUCAAAUAUCUAUCUAUCUAUCUUAUUAUUUUCCAAUCUAUCUAUCUAUCUAUCUAUCUAUCUAUCUAUCUAUCUAUUAUUGUGGAUCCUACCACAACAAAUAUCUAUCUAUCUAUCUAUCUAUCUAUCUAUCUAUCUAUCUAUCUAUCUAUCUCUUAUUUUUUUCAAAUAUCUAUCUAUCGCUCAUUGUUUUCAAAUCUAUCUAUCUAUCUAUCUAUCUAUUAUUAUUAUUAUUUUCCAAUUGAUCUAUCUAUCUAUCUAUCUAUCCAUUUAG
Acanthosepion pharaonis is the source of this 537-nucleotide messenger RNA. Lineage: Eukaryota; Metazoa; Mollusca; Cephalopoda; Sepiida; Sepiidae. The record is from the annotation of a GenBank genome assembly.